AUGAGUAUAAAGGGAUCUUUGGCCUCCCCUCUGGCUGGUACCACCUCGACCGCCACCACUGCCGCCGCCUCCACCCCCACCACCGCCACCACCGCCGCCACCACCACCGCCUCCACCACUCCCACUGCCGCCACCACCGCCGCCACCUGCCCCUCCACCCUCACCACUACUAGCUCCUCCACCGCCGCCCCCUCCACCUCCUCCACUGCCCCCACCACCACCUCCACCUCUGCCACCCCCACCGCUCCUCCCUCCCCUGCCCCUGCCACUGCGGCGCCUCCCACUAGGGGUAAACGCAGCUCCUACCUCCUCAGCACGAAGGUAGUCAACAGCUGCAGCUGA
Molecule: messenger RNA, 342 nt
Organism: Closterium sp. NIES-65
Lineage: Eukaryota; Viridiplantae; Streptophyta; Zygnematophyceae; Desmidiales; Closteriaceae
Source: the annotation of a GenBank genome assembly